Zerene cesonia (dogface butterfly) is the source of this 920-nucleotide messenger RNA. It is a transcript of the gene lsn, whose product is annotated as vacuolar-sorting protein SNF8. Bases 113 to 865 code for a protein of 250 amino acids. The record is from RefSeq and is a predicted model, not a curated record. Gene Ontology annotation, cellular component: ESCRT II complex. Lineage: Eukaryota; Metazoa; Arthropoda; Insecta; Lepidoptera; Pieridae. Gene Ontology annotation, biological process: protein transport to vacuole involved in ubiquitin-dependent protein catabolic process via the multivesicular body sorting pathway. The transcript has 4 exons.
UAGUCUUAUUUUGUUUGUAUAUCUUUAUUUACGUCAAUUUUUCCUAAAUCAAUUCUCAAAAUUACUUUCUAAAUAGUUUUAUUUGAUAAUAAAUUACAUUUAAACCGAAAACAUGCGGCGGCGAGCCGGCGUUGGUGCUAUACAAAAGCAACAAUUGGAGCGCGAUAAAUACAAGGAAAAAGGCACGGAGAUACAAGAAAAUCAAUUUCUGCAAAUGCAAAAGCAGUUGGAAGUCUUUAGAGAGAACCUUGAAGAGUUUGCAACGAAGCACAAAAAUGAGAUAAAGAAAAAUGCGCAAUUCAGGAGGCAAUUUCAAGAAAUGUGCGCCGCUAUUGGUGUUGAUCCCUUAGCAUCUGGAAAAGGGUUUUGGUCUGUGCUCGGUAUUGGAGACUUUUACUAUGAACUUGGAGUCCAAAUUGUGGAAGCAUGCCUAGCAACUAAUUAUAAGAAUGGUGGACUAAUUACAUUGGAGGAACUGAGAACCAGACUGAUCGCAUCACGGGGAAAGGCAAAGAAACACCAGGAUAUAACUAAUGAGGAUCUGUUGGCAGCUGUCAAGAAGCUUAAGAUCUUUGGGAAUGGUUUCACUGUGAUAUCAAUAGGAAAGGGUAAAUGGUUGGUGCAGUCAAUACCUGGUGAGCUAAAUCUAGACCAAACGCUAGUUCUGCAGAAAGCAAGUUCAUUAGGCACAGCUUGGAUUUCCAUUAGCAUGCUUACUAGCGAUUUAGGGUGGAACGAAACAAGGGCAGAAAAUGCUGUUAACCACAUGGUGAAGGAAGGUCUUGCAUGGGUCGACACUCAAGAUCCCAAGGAAACCCUGUUCUGGUUCCCGAGCAUGUUCUCUGAUUGUGUUGCUGCUUCAUAAGUUGUUAAGGUGCAUUUAUUGUACAAUUUAUUCCUUUUUAUUCUGUGUCAAAUGU